AUGACCCUCUCAAUUCAUCCAUUCGAUCCCCUCCUACCGGAGGAGAUCUCCAGGGCUGCUGAUGUUGUCCGCCCGCACUUCGCCGGGCGAGAGAUCAACUUUCGCGUCAUCACCUUGCGCGAGCCUCCCAAAAAGCAAAUGAUCCCCUUCCUCGAGAAAGAGCAUCGCCAUCAGCCUGUGGGAGUCCCUCCGACUCGCUGCGCCCGUGUUGAGGUAGUCCUGGAGAGUAAGACGGGCAACCAUGAGUUAUUCGAGCUCCUCGUUGACCUCGACAACAAUCGUGUAACGGCCAAGCAGCACCACAAGGGCAAGCAUUCUUACAUUGACUCCGACUACAUGAGGAAGGUUGAGAACGCCUGUUUGGCCGAUGAGAGAGUGCAGCAGCAGAUCCGCAGCCUCGAUCUGCCCAGCUGCGCGACAGUUGUUGUUGAGCCGUGGGCCUACGCUACAGAUGGGAUGAACGACAUGACCCAGAGAAUUACAAUGAACCCUGAUGCAAACUAUUAUGCCUAUCCCCUCGACCUCUGCGCCGAGGUCUCUGAGCAACUACAGGUCACAAAAGUGUAUCGGCUGCCGACGUCGCCUCACGAACGCGUCCACAACGAGGACCGCCCCUUUGACCGUCAGAGGGUUCACGACACAGCUCUCAGCGAGUACCACCCUGAACUGCGGCCGCCCCCUCGAACCACAACCAAGCCGUAUCAGGUUGUCCAGCCCGAGGGACCCUCGUUCAAGAUUCGUGGAAAUCAUCUCACCUGGGAGAAGUGGAGUUUCAGGGUAGGCUUCAACUACCGCGAGGGCAUGACUCUCCAUGAUAUCCACUACGACGGGCGGAGUCUCUUCUACCGUUUGGCCCUCGCCGAGAUGUUCGUGCCAUACGGUGACCCUCGGGCACCCUACCCUCGCAAAGCCGCAUUCGACCUCGGCAACGACGGCGCUGGUCUGAAUGCCAAUAACCUACAGCUUGGUUGCGAUUGUCUUGGUACAAUCAAAUACUUCGACGGCUACCACAACACCUCGACUGGAAAGCCACUCAAGAUGCCGAACGUUAUCUGUUGCCAUGAACAAGAUGACGGUAUUCUAUGGAAGCACACAAACUUCCGUACAGGAAACGCCGUUGUCACGCGGUCACGGAUCCUUGUAUUGCAGACCAUCAUCACCGUCAGCAACUACGAAUAUAUCUUUGCAUUUCACUUCUCGCAAGACGCUUCCAUCUUUUUCGAGGUUCGCGCUACAGGUAUCCUCUCGACCGUGCCCCACGCCGUCGGGCUGAAGGAGAAAGUUCCCUAUGGCACUGUUGUCGCCCCCGGCGUUCUUGCUCCCUAUCAUCAGCAUAUUUUCAGCCUGCGGAUCGAUCCCGCGGUCGACGGCCAUGCGAACUCACUUGUAGUCGAAGAGUCGAAAGCGCUGCCUGUUGGCGACCCUUCCGUCCACAACCCGUUCGGCGUCGGCUAUAUCGCCGAGCAGAAGGUCGUAGAGCAGGAAGGAGGAUUCGAUCUAGAUCUUACAAAGGCCCGUGUCUUUAAAUUUAUCAACGAGAGCACCAUCAACCCCAUCACCAACACCCCUGUCGGUUUCAAGCUCCUGCCAGCGUACAGUCAGAUGCUUCUUUCCCAUCCGGACUCAUACCACGCGAAACGUUCCGAGUUUGGCAAACACGCUGUCUGGGUAACGCGGUACGAGGACGAUGACCACUUCCCAUCUGGCAAGCAUACUAUGCAGUCCUCUGGCGGAGAUGGCAUUGCGUCUGGUAUUGCGAAGCGGGACGCCACGGGGAUGUCCCACUCGGUCAGAAACAGCGAUAUCCACGCAUUUCCAGCGGUCAUGUCGUCUGCCGCGCAUGAGAACGAGGAGGACGACCCUCAGCGGGUAACCACAAAAAUAGGCAAAGCCUGCGAGCCCUGUCGGCGCCGUAAGGUCAAAUGCGAUGGUGCACAGCCAUGUUCGCAGAUUGGCUGCCAGAAGAAUCCCUCUCAAUGCAUCUACAGAGAUAGAACCCGGAUCAGACGGUCGAGGGCGCGCAGGCAGAACUGA
Molecule: messenger RNA, 2034 nt
Organism: Verticillium alfalfae VaMs.102
Lineage: Eukaryota; Fungi; Ascomycota; Sordariomycetes; Glomerellales; Plectosphaerellaceae
Product: copper amine oxidase
Exons: 5
Coding region: 1-2034 (677 amino acids)
Biological process (GO): regulation of DNA-templated transcription; amine metabolic process
Molecular function (GO): zinc ion binding; copper ion binding; DNA-binding transcription factor activity, RNA polymerase II-specific
Source: RefSeq, a predicted model, not a curated record